CAGGAGCGAAUUCGGCCCCACGCACUGAACAAUAAUGAAAAAUACUAAAGUUCUGCAGGGCUGCCUGGGACUCCUGUUCUGCUCCAUCCACGGCCUGCUGGGUUCUGCCCUGGACUGCCCGGACCGGGACGCUGGAGGGACCCGGUGCAGCAUCUCUGUGGAGAAGCUUCUGGAUCGAGCCAUCCAGCAUGCAGAGCUCAUCUACCGUGUCUCUGAGGAGGCUAGGACACUGUUUGAGCAAAUGUUCAUUCCUUUCUCCUUCCACGCUCAGCAAAGCCAUGGAGGCCACCUGUGCACCUCCAACAUCUUCCCCAUCCCGACGUCCAAAAGCGAAGUCCAGCAGAUUUCAGACAAAUGGCUCCUCCACUCCGUCCUGAUCCUCAUCCAGUUCUGGAUUGAUCCCCUGGUGGAGCUGCAGGCUUCUCUGGAUCGCUACGACAACGCCCCCAGCGACCUGCUCAACAAGACCAAGUGGAUGUCCACCAAGCUGAUGAAUCUGGAGCAGGGAGUGCUCGUCCUCAUCAGGAAGAUGCUGGAAGAGGGAAGCCUGGAGCUGCAUAACAACGAGAGUGUGACGCCGUACCUGUUGCCCACGGACAUGGUGGAGCACGUGCUGAGGGACUACGCCAUGCUGUCCUGCUUUAAGAAGGAUGCUCAUAAGAUGGAGACGUUCCUCAAAUUCCUCAAGUGCCGCCAAACCAACCGGCCCAGUUGUUCCAUUUUGUAGCAUUAAGCCAGAAUAAUCAGGCCCAGUGACUUUCCAGGAGAUGAAGAUGGAAUGGAAAUAGAAUUGUACAAACAGAGAUAAUACUAAUGAUACUGUUCUACUGAAGACUAUCUACAUACGGUCUUCAUGACACAUGCGUAAAGAUUUAAUAAAAAUAUUUAUAAAGCAA
This is a messenger RNA of Astyanax mexicanus (Mexican tetra), 896 nucleotides long. RefSeq names its product somatolactin beta (gene smtlb). Gene Ontology annotation, molecular function: growth hormone receptor binding; growth hormone activity. The record is from RefSeq and is a predicted model, not a curated record. Gene Ontology annotation, biological process: response to nutrient levels; animal organ development; positive regulation of receptor signaling pathway via JAK-STAT. NCBI's taxonomy places the organism in Eukaryota, Metazoa, Chordata, Actinopteri, Characiformes, Acestrorhamphidae. The transcript is spliced from 5 exons. Gene Ontology annotation, cellular component: extracellular region. The coding region runs from base 35 to 727 and encodes 230 amino acids.